Messenger RNA from Sesamum indicum (sesame), 564 nucleotides. RefSeq names its product cypmaclein. The record is from RefSeq and is a predicted model, not a curated record. NCBI's taxonomy places the organism in Eukaryota, Viridiplantae, Streptophyta, Magnoliopsida, Lamiales, Pedaliaceae.
UAAAUAUACGUAGUAGAUCGUCUUCACCCAUCACAUUCGACCUAGUUAGCUACGCUAUUCGGAAAUCUAGACUUUGAGCAAUGCCCAUCUCCAAGCACCUAAUUACUUCACUUUAUAUUUCCCUUCUCCUUAUGCAUCUCCUUGUUGAAGCUAAGGAUGAAGAGAUGAGCACUAAUGUUGAUCGUGCAGGCGGAAGUUCAUACGUCCCCAGAAUGAACUGCGCGGCGGCAUGCGAGGCGAGGUGCCGGUUGGCGUCGAGGCAAAACCUGUGCAAGAGGGCGUGUGGAACUUGCUGCGCCCGCUGCAACUGCGUGCCCCCUGGAACCUCCGGCAACCACCAUCUUUGCCCCUGCUAUGAGGCCAUGACUACUCACGGCGGCAGGCGCAAAUGUCCCUAAAAACUACGUACUAGAAACGGCUUAUUCCAUCUAUGUCGACGUCUGUGGGUUUCAUUUUGUGUGAUAUAUUGAACAGCUGCUGUUAUGUUUUUUGUCAAUUACACUUGUGUGUGUGUAUUGUUAUGUAAUGUACAAAUUAAUUAUAUAAUAUAUGUAGUUAUUUCUA